Molecule: messenger RNA, 3146 nt
Organism: Panicum hallii
Lineage: Eukaryota; Viridiplantae; Streptophyta; Magnoliopsida; Poales; Poaceae
Product: ubiquitin carboxyl-terminal hydrolase MINDY-2-like
Exons: 24
Coding region: 892-2655 (587 amino acids)
Biological process (GO): protein K48-linked deubiquitination
Cellular component (GO): cytosol; cell periphery
Molecular function (GO): cysteine-type deubiquitinase activity; K48-linked deubiquitinase activity; cysteine-type carboxypeptidase activity
Source: RefSeq, a predicted model, not a curated record
CCCCGCCGCCGCCGCCGCUUCGGCCCCUUUGCCACCGCCGCCGCCGCCGCCUCGCGCGGCUCCACGCCGCGCCCCUCUGCCCCGCGCCAUUUUGGUGCUUAUUAGAUAUGUCCUUGAGGGAAUUGGUUUGAUAGAAAAGAAGUUGAAGAAUAGAAUCUGUUGGAAGGGUUUGGAUGAAUCAGGAACUAAUUUGGAUAAUGAUCUUUCAGUUCUGAAGCUUAGGCAACUCAUGUAUUGGGGCCCACCUGGUGUUAAUGAGGUCCAGCUUUGAGUCUAUUGCCUUUGGCAGAAAUAAUAGCGAUGGCAACUCAUGCUGCAAGAAGUUUCCUGAAAGGCAGUGGAGCUUCAUCCAGAGUUCAAUAGGCAAGCAGAUGGCGUAUUGAGUCCUUUGCAAGCCAAACAUAUCAUAACAAGGAUUAAUGUUCAAUGUUUGGCUGCCAUCCUUCAAAAGAAAGAAAGCUUCUAUGAAUUAGAUGACUAUGAUAACAUAAUUGAUUGCAUCUCUUCUCGUGCUGGUGAAGAAUUUGAUAGCUAUUCGGGUAAAGUUGGUGAAGCUGAUACUGAUGGAGUUGAUACAGCUUACCGCCUCCUUGCAGAUCAUAUGAGAAUGAUUUCUGUUACUAAUGCUCCUGGUUCUCAGCUUGGACCUGGACAUGAAGGUCGUGAGUAUUUCCUUAAGUGUGCCGACAAACUGGCUGUGCAAUACGGCCACAAAGUACUUGAGAUACUUGAGCAAGAUCGCUAUGCUGUUAUUGUUUUUACAAGUCUCCUUGAUUCUGAUUUAUGUCCCGAGCUCGAAGGGUACAGAAAAAAGGAUCAAAUAGAAGAAGAUGAAGUGAUGAUUUACCUAAAACUAUAAGGGAGUUGCAGGAUCAGAAUUUGCCAUUUGAUAUGGUAAAGAAGAAAAGGAAGAAAGGUGCCACUUCUGUUGUGUGGUAUGCAACAAGAAUUAUUGAAUUUCUUGGUCGGCGCACACCUAUUGUCCUCAAGAAUAAGAAUACACGCUGCUCUCUAGUAGCACUAUGUAAUGUUCUCCUUCUUGGAGAGAAGAUAACUCUCAAUUUAGAUAUCAAGAAGGUGUCUGAGGGCCACCUCAUCUAUCUUGUCCAGAGUUAUCUGUUGUAUGGGAAUACACAAAUGCAGUUGGAACAAAACUUGGAACUAUCAGAGUUCAAUAAACAAGUUCUUGGUGUAUUGCCGAAACUCCCGGGCAGCUUGUACUUUGAUGUGAAAUAUGCUAGCUCUUGUGGUUUUGAGCAGACCUUGGAAACUGCACUAUUUGGUUGUCUCGGUGUCCCUCUACAUCAUGGUUGGAUGGUUGAUCGCCAGGAUGUGGAGUUGGGCUCCUCCAUACACAGAAGCUCCUACUUCAGACUUGCAGUAACUCUUGCUAUGUAUGAAUCACUUCUACCCGAGCAUCAAAAGUAUGAUGUUGGGUGUAAAUACGACAUGUUCUAUUCUGCGCUUGCAUUCUCUUCAGCUGAACCAGAAGAGCUUACCAGUUGUGCAAGGAUCUCGACUUUUUUGAGGGGCCCUCAGCUAACCCCUUAUGGAUUCUCUUCAUUAAAAAAUGACCUUGAAGAGAGACAGCCCUCUCUCCUACUUUGGAAUGAAACAUUACUUACAGUAUCUAAGGUUGAAGACCAAAUUUAUGUAUUGCUGAAUGAUAUUUCCUUGUUGAGUACUCAUACCGAUGCGGUGUGGGAAAGGUUAAGAGAGGGAAAUGAUGAUGGAUAUUUUGUUGAUUGUAACUUCAUGCCUACAAAUUCAUUGAUUCAAUCAAUACUGCCACUAACAAAAAAUGAAAGAAAGACGUGGAAGAAAAAAGCGGAGAUGGGUCUGAAGGGGCGCUUACUACCCAAGGAGAAAGAGGAGGAUAGGAACGAUGACAAAAAGGAGGAUAGGAACGAGGACAGAGACUAUGAGAAGAAUGAGGAGAAAGAUGAUGAGAAGAAUGAGGAGAAAGACGAUGAGAAGACUGAGGAGAAAGAUGAUGGGAAGACCGAGGAGAAAGGUGAUGGGAAGGCUGAGGAGGAGGAUGAGAAUAUACAGGAGAAAGCAAUUAUAUCUGGCAUGCGUGGCAACUUGAAUAUGAGGCCUAUUGAUUUUUUCGGACGAUCUACCCAUAUUAUCCACCAGAUAAAUGAUGGCCCAUGCGCCCUAAUUGCCAUCUGCAAUAUUCUACUGCUCAAGGGGGACAUCUUUUUUGAACGAGAUGAAACUGUGGUUUCAAUGGAUUAUCUACUUAAUCUUGUCUUCACUCUUAUUAGAGAAAGUGCUAAAAUGCAGGCCUAUUCUCCUGAAAUACGAAGACAGAUAUGGGAUGUGGCACCAAAACUGGCCGAAGGGUUUGACAUGAAUGUUGUCUUCAACAGAACAGAUGGGUUUACGAUGACACCAGAAUGGUUGCUUCUGGAUUGCUUGGAUCUCAAUAUUCUGCAUGGUUGGAUUCCCAAUGUGGAUUUGUUGCCCGGACCUGAAGUACCCGAAGUAUCAUAUGAAAGACUUACUCUGAAAUCUCUUGAACCUGAUUGUCCAAAUGCGGAGACGAUCGAGAACUUUUUAAAUGGACAUCAACUUACUCUCAUUGGGUCCACACGUCAGUCGAUAGAGAAGAAUCUUGCAUUCUCCUACACGAAUGGGGAGAAGAGAUGAGUCAUAGGCAAUUGUUCAAAAAAAAAAUGGGUGUUGAAGAUCUAAUUGGUAAUCUGUUGGAGUUCUCUUCCGUUCUCUAAUUGUCAAAAGGUAGAUUUUAAUAGAAAUAAAUAUGAGCAAUCUCCUGGAGAUGCUCUUAAGCUGAGCAUCGUCAACAAGGCUUAGGAGUCGUACUGCAUCGAUCUAAACAUGUCAACUAAUCGAGAUCAUCGAUGGUUCAGGUACGAGUGUGUGUGGUGUGUGGGUUAUUGAGGCGGCAAGCAAGGUCGGUGCUUUAGUUUUUUUUUCCUUGGCUAGGAGUACGAGUUGAAUAAUUUAAAUGUUGAUGCUUUUCAAUUUAAAUCUUUGAAUUGUUAUUUUCAACGUGCCGUAUGGAUUUUUGUGAAUUUAUAUAUGUGGAGGCUCCACAGCUACAGAGAAAAGUCUGACAAGCCACACUUUGGAUCAACGUAUAUAAAUCAUAAGGUCAGUCUCAGCAGAGUUUCAUGGCA